This is a messenger RNA of Durio zibethinus, 1291 nucleotides long. RefSeq names its product protein DEHYDRATION-INDUCED 19 homolog 4-like. The record is from RefSeq and is a predicted model, not a curated record. Lineage: Eukaryota; Viridiplantae; Streptophyta; Magnoliopsida; Malvales; Malvaceae.
UUUUGGGAGGAGAGGCGUUUCCACAAUUUAGCAAAACUUAAUGGGCAAGGCAGCAAAAAAACCAAAAUAAUGGUUCAUAAGGUAGACUCAACCCCUUACCAUAAGUCCGGUGGAGAGUCGCUUUGCUCUUUGUUUUCCCUUGUAGUUUCUUCCGUCUUUCCUUUAUGAACUUUUUGGGGACUUCAUUGCAAUAAAUUUGCCAAAAUCUACCUCCAUAACAAAAUUCACAAAUACUAAGAUCAAAAGAAAGAAAAAGUUGCUUUCUUUUCUAAACGAUUCUAAAAAAAAUGGAGUCAAAUCCAUGGAGCUUUCGAUUUUCCAAUUCAUCUUCUUCCUCUUCGUCAAGGCGUCACCAAACUCGAUCUGAUCUGUUUCUGGGAGGAGGAUAUGAAGAAGUUGAUGGAGAUGUAGAUUUCAAGGCGGAGUUUUUAUGCCCCUUUUGCGCUGAGGAUUUUGACAUUGUCGGACUUUGUUGCCACAUCGAUGAGGAACAUCCUGUUGAAGCCAAAAACGGGGUGUGCCCGGUUUGUGCAAAGAGGGUCGGAGUGGAUAUUGUUAGCCACAUUACCAUGCAACAUGGGAAUUUUCUUAAGGUGCAGCGCAAGCGGAGAUUACGCAAGGGUGGAUCCAAUUUGACAUUUUCUAUGUUGAGAAAAGAACUACGAGAAGGAAAUUUGCAGGCCCUUCUUGGGGGAUCUUCGUGCAUCGUUUCUUCCUCCAAUGUAGAACCUGAUCCAUUAUUGUCAUCAUUUAUGUUUAAUCCGCCUACAGCUGAUGAGCCUUUAAGCUUGCAGCCUCUUUGUAUUGCUGAAGCAAAUGCAAUACAGGAAAGCACAAAUAAAGAAUUUCUAGAAAGAAAGCCUCAGCAGUCACAACUGUCGGACAAGGAGCAUGAGGAGAAAGCUCGAAGGUGCGGAUUUGUCCAAGGACUGUUGAUGUCCACCAUUCUUGGCGAUAACUUAUAGGUUAAUUGGGGGGGUAUUUGUAGUGGCUAUGAUGGUAUUAAUAGUAGGGCUGAGAGUCAAGCAUAAAGAGGAAGAUCUUCAUUUUACUGCAGAAAUGGUAAUCGAACUUUGUAUUGCUAUUAGAGCUUUUGUGCAUAAUGGAAAGAUGGAAGAACUUUAUCCUCUCUAUCUAUCCUUGCUUGAUUUAUUCUAAGAUAGGAGUUAAUCGGACAGUUGCAAUGCUGAAAAUGUUUUAAGAAAGAGGAUUAUAUGUUAUCUCAUGUCAAAGAGCUGUCUUAUUCUGUAGAAAAACAAAACGAAUGGUUCUUUCUGUCUUCUUUUUGGUA